AUGGCUACAUAUUUCCAAAAUUUAAGCAACCAAAACUUAUUGAACCCCUCCUAUGCAGGGGAUGAAAAACUUGCUUCUUAUCCUGAACCCUCCGCCAACAUGAUGAUGUAUCUGAAUCAAGCUUCAUAUGCUGCUGGAUCCUACUCUGAAGUCUUGUCCGGCGGCUCUUUCUCUCCUCACAAAUAUGCUGAUUCUGAUGGUGGCAGGAAUGAAAUGAUGUUUAUUCCACCUACAAGUGACCAAGCCCGAGAUUGUGUAACUGGGGAUUCUUUGAUUGGUAAACAUAAUAUUCAGGAUCAUGGGUUAUCUCUUAGCCUUGCCUCCACACAAAUUCCACCUGCUGUUUCCCUGCCUUCAUUUCAGUACCAGUAUCCAAAUCCAAGUCUCUCUUCGGUUUUGAGCACCUCUCCAAUGUUAGGGAAGGGGGAAAUUUACCGUAAAGGUGAUGAGUACAAUCAAAGUGAGGAGUUUAAGAACUUUGAAAGCUUGACAUCUGGCUUCUAUGGAGGUGGUGGCCAUGAGACUGUCAAAACGCAGAGUUUGUACAAUCCUAUGUGCUCAGUGGGAUCCAAAGAAAUGCAUUCCGAAGCAUACUUGUAUGACUCAUUAGGUUCCGCUAGCACUAUGUUAAGCUCCAAGUACCUCAAGGCGGCACAACAGUUGCUUGAUGAAGUGGUAAAUGUCCGAAAGGCACUGAAGCAGUCUCGAUUGAACAAGCAUCAAAACUCUAAGCGGAUUGGAUUUGAUGGUUCCAAAGAGGCUGAUGGGAAUGAUCAACAUUUAACAAGGUCAUCGGAUCCUAGUGAAUCAAGUACCAUCUCUACUCUGGAGCUAUCACCAGCAGAACGGCAGGAUUUGCAGAACAAGAAGACCAAACUUUUGUCCAUGUUGGAUGAGGUAGAUAGAAGAUAUAAACAAUAUUACCAGCAAAUGCAAGUUGUGGUGUCAUAUUUUGACAAGGUGGCUGGGAAUGGGGCUGCUGGACCAUACACUGCACUUGCUCUCCAAGCAAUUUCCCGUCACUUCCGCAGUUUGCGUGAUGCAAUCAAAGGCCAAAUUCAAGUGACACGGAAAAGACUGGGAGAGCAAGAUUCUUCAUCAGAUGGUCAAGGAGGAGUAAUACCCCGCCUUCGCUACGUGGACCAGCAGCUCAGACAGCAGAGGGCAUUUCAGCAGCUUGGCGGAAUACAGCAUGCUUGGAGGCCUCAAAGAGGACUUCCGGAAAGCUCUGUUGCAAUCCUUCGUGCUUGGCUGUUUGAGCAUUUCCUUCUUCCUUACCCAAAGGAUUCAGAAAAAGUUAUGCUAGCAAGGCAGACAGGGUUAACCAGAAACCAGGUUGCCAACUGGUUUAUCAAUGCAAGGGUACGUCUUUGGAAGCCCAUGAUUGAGGAGAUGUACAAAGAAGAAUUCGGUGAUUUGGACAUGGAUUCGAAAUCUUCACCAGAAAAUGUGCUAAAGGAAGAAGCAAGAGCUGAAUUCUCAGCAUCUGAGGACAGGAAAGAGGAGUUGCAGGAAAGCAUGAUAUCUGCAACUGCUGAUAGUAAUGAACCAGGGCAAGUGCAGAAGUCUGGUCACAGUCUCAACCAUAAUGCUGUUGCCACAUAUGACAUAUCGGGGUUGGAUCAAUUUGCAGUCGGCAGCAAUGAGUUGUCACUUGCAUUGAAUUUGAGGCAUUGCGAAGAACAUGAUGGAUUUCCUUCAUCUACUGGAUCCCAUGUAAGAGUUCAUGACGACGCAGCAGCUUCUUUGGAUUGUCAUUAUGAGGAUCCAGAGCAGCAACAGUUAAUACAGGUUUGGCAAUACCCACCUGUUACAUGA
Prunus armeniaca (apricot) is the source of this 1818-nucleotide messenger RNA. NCBI's taxonomy places the organism in Eukaryota, Viridiplantae, Streptophyta, Magnoliopsida, Rosales, Rosaceae. The record is from the annotation of a GenBank genome assembly.